AGGAAGUUAAAGAACGAUGGGUAACAUUAUGAGCAGCGGUGAUUCUACCCUGUCGAGACGACAGACACGCAACGGUAGUGGACGGUACCGAACGGCACCGUACGAGCAUUGGGAUUAUACUAGUACCAAGCGAUGCUAUUUCGAGGAUGAGGUCAAAAGUCAGCAAAGCACUCCGGACCCUGGUUCCAAUCGACCACAGCAACAACAACAGCAACAGUCACCGAACGCAGAAAAUUCUCGCAUGCUGUUCCUGUUGUAUCUCAUUCAUCGGACGUGGAAUGUUGUGGUGGACAGCGUUGAUCAGAAGGGGAAAAAAGCACGGUUAGGCCCUCCAAACUCAAAAGAUCCAAAACGCCCAAAAUGUCUGUAUGAUGAUGAUUUUGAUAGCGAUCUGAAUCUCACGGAUUUGGAUGAUCAGUCGAGCAUGUACGGAUCGCAGUACACAUUUUGCACUUGCAGCUACUGUGAGGAGGAAUCCGAACGCGAUAACUAUAACAACAUCUCCGGGAAUCGAUUUUCAUUUUGUGAAAGGCGACGGCGCGGGUUCAUUAAACGUAGAGUUCACGCGAACUCGCUGGAUGUUCUGCCCGGAGAGAUCUGGAUGGUGUCCGAUUGCGAUAAAGCUUAA
Messenger RNA from Anopheles maculipalpis, 628 nucleotides. RefSeq lists its product as uncharacterized. The record is from RefSeq and is a predicted model, not a curated record. The transcript is spliced from 3 exons. NCBI's taxonomy places the organism in Eukaryota, Metazoa, Arthropoda, Insecta, Diptera, Culicidae. Bases 17 to 628 code for a protein of 203 amino acids.